UUCUCAAGCCAGCUGCCGGCAGUGAUCGCUUUGUAUCAGCCAAGAUGGCUACGAAUAGUCAUGCCACUUAUGUUAUCGUGGCCCUGGGCACUCGUGGGGACGUGCAGCCGCUCGCAUGCAUCGCGCAGCAGCUCCGAAACAGCUUCCCGCAGCUAAACGUCUUUCUCAUUACACACAAAGCACACGAGCCAUGGCUGGCCACAGGUGUUUUCUCCAGCCUACCCACACGGUACGUGGACAGCCCCCCGGCAGGCGCCUGGUGGUCGCAGCCACAGCCCAGCACGGCACCUGCCGGGGCACCGAGCCAGCAGCCGCAACAUGGGGCCCACAGCGGUAGCAGUUGCACCAACAACAACACUGGCAGCAGUAGCAGCAGCAGUAAUAGUAGUAGACUCGCAGAGCCCGACGCCCGGGUGGUGGAUGCCAUCCGUGCCUGUGUCUCCGGCCACGGCUCCCGCCGGCCCCCUCUGACACCACACGGCCAUCCACGGCAGCAGGGCGAUCCAGCCGCCUGCAGCGGCGCGGAGGGCACUAGCGCUGACAGCACCCGAGCCUGCACCACCUCUGACACCCGCGACAACCCCCAGCACGAGCAGCAACAGCUGCAGCCGCAGGCGCAACAACAGCAGUCGCACCAACACCAGCACCAGCAGCCACCCCAAGGCCGCGCGCUGGUGCUGUUCAACCUGUUUGCGCUGGAGGCCUACCACGCCGCAGAGGCGCUGGGGCUGGCGUGUGCGGUGGCGGCGCCCUACCUCAUCCCCUACACCUGCCCGCCCGCCUUCAAGGCCCUGUUCCGUAGGGAGCUGCCACAGCUGUUUGCCGCCCUCGGCUGCGUGGCUGAGCAGGAGCAGGAGCAGGGGCAGGAGCAGGGGCAGGAGCACGGGCGGCAAAUGGGAGGGAUGGAAGUACCAGGGAGGGAGCAGCAGGAGCAACGGGUGCAGCAACGACGGCGGAGACAGGACCGGGUCACGUUCGCAGAGGUGGAGCACUGGAUGUGGCCGCUGUUCACGGAGCGCUGGGGCGAAUGGCGGGAGCAGCAGCUGGGGCUGCCGGCACUCCCGCUGCACGAGUACGCCGCCGCCCCUAUGGCCCGCGCAGCUGCGGGCUCCGCGCGAGCAGCAGUGGCGGCGGCGGCGAUGUUCGCGGGAGAAGGCGGAGGCGCGGCCGUGGGGACCCUUAGGGCGGACUCGGAGCGUGAGGCGGUGCCGCUGCCUCGGGAGCGGCUGCCGCCGGCGCCGCCUCUCUUGUACGGAUUUAGUGAGCUGCUGGUGCCGCGCCCCCGCUACUGGCCGCCCAGUGUGCACGUGUGCGGCUUCUGGCAGCCGCCCCUGGAGUGGUUCCGCGGACACAGCCUCCCGCCCUCCCUGGCGCGGCUAGUCAGGCAGUGCGGAGCUGAGGCCGCGGGUGGCGGCAGCAGCCACAACAGCUGCGGUAGCAAUAGGAGCGGCAGUAGCAGCAGAAGCAGCAGCCGGCUGGUGUGUGUGGACUUUGGCAGCAUGGGGCGGCUGGGGCUCAUCCCGGACCCGUGCUACACGAUGAGGGUGCUGCGGGCGGCACUGGAGCAAACCGGCCUGGUGGCAGUGGUGCUGAGUGCGGGCUGGCGGCCCCUGCACGACGCAGCGGCGGCGCUGGGCGGUGUGGAGCUUCCGGAGGGAGGGCUUGCAGAGGCAGAGGCCGGGACGCAGGCAGCAGCUGAGGCGGCGGCGGCGGCGGCGGCGGCGGGGGGCGGGGCCACUUGCUGCGAGGGCCCAGCCGAAGUAGAGGCUGGAGGACUGGCUGACGCUGCUGGGGCCGCGGGAGCAGCCGCGAGUCCACCAGAGCAGGCCCCGCCGACCAAGCGCGCACGCGCCUCCAGCGGCGCCGACAUCACAGUACAGGCAGCGGCGGCGCUCGCCCCACCAUCAGGCGCAGGACACGCCGUACAUCAGCCGUCCAAAGCAGACACUCGUACCACAACAGCACAAGCAGUGACUGAAGCCCCCCGCUCUCGAGCCAUGCCGCCGGCACCUGCAGCGCCGCCACUGCCUGUCCAACCGCUGCCGCCGCCGCGGUUGCCUGUACUGCACCUGUACGGCGGCGGUGACGUGCCGCACCAGCUGUUGCUGCCGUACUGCGCCGCCGUGCUGCACCACGCCGGCUCGGGCACCACCGCGGCGGCGCUGCAGUGCGGCACGCCGCAGGUCAGCUGCCCGCUGCACUUCGACCAGCCGUUCUGGGCGGAGCGCUUGGCACACUUGGGUCUCAGCCCGCCGCCGCUGCAGCGCCAGCUGCUGUUUGGCUCACUGCGGGAGUGGCCCGCCGCCGUAUCCGCCACAGCCGAUGGCAUUCGGGAGCGGCAGCCGAUGACGGUUGGAGCGGCGGUGGCAGAAGCCACCUGCUUGCAGGACGCUGCAUUGACAGCCGCUGUUGGCGCAAGCAGCUGUGGCGCCGCCUGUGGCGCUGGAGCGGCGGGCAGGGGAGCCUCCGCUGCUGCAGCUGCUGUCCGCAUUGGCGAUGCGGUGGGGGAUGGAGAGGCGCAUGCGGCGGCGGUGGUGGGCGCGGCGGCAGCACGGGUGGCGGCGGCGCUGCGCAGUGCGGCCUGCAGUGUGGAGCGGCGCCGUGCGGCAGAGGCAAUGGCGCAGGAGCUGGCGUGUGAGGAUGGGCUGCGGAAGGCUGCGGAAAUGCUGCACCGCAAGUGCUGGGGCGCUCCGUAGCAGAGGCCAUGUGAGGUGACUCGUCCCCGCCCGCUCCACGUUCCCUCCGCCCUCCCCAACUGCGCCGAGCCCCGCCACCCCCCCCCCCCUGAGGCCGCUGGACCUCACGGACAUCGGUAACAACGCGUCUACGCUGCAACUGUACCUGCCUACGACUUCACUUCUUAAUUAAUCAUGAAUGUAACCCCCACCAGCCGCACCGCACUGAGCGGGGCUCCAUUCGCACUCCACCUCGCCCGCGACGCGGCCCGGCUCGGCCCUCUCUGGCGCUGGCUCUGGCGGCGCAAAGCCGCGCACCGCACAGCCGCCGCCAUGCCGUGCUGCACGCAACCCUACUCCCCGCAAGACGUACGUUGGCGGGGGCCAAGUUCAUACCUAUUCAGGGAACACUGCUUGUUGAUGACGUCCAAGCUAAAGUUGCAUUGCUCUAUACUGGUUUCAUUGUCAUUGCAUGUGCGACAGAGCAGUACUGGUGACCGUUGGUGUGAAUGGUUAUUAGCUACGGUCUUUGUGUAUGUGCGUACGUGGGAUUUGGUAAAGAUGGAGUGCUGUGACGGCACGCUGCGAAACUUGAGGUUGUCGUGAGCUCAUGGCGGGCGUCAAGCGCAUGUCACAAUAUGGCUGGUGACCGAACCUGGCCCGGUCUGUGUCAGCCAGGCUGCCUUGUACUUGCGUGUGUGUCAGAGUUGUGGGUUUGAGGCCAACUACCUGAGGGCUGUUGCGGGCGGCCAGUUGCACUUCCGCGCGCGCCAGUUGUACGUCGCCGUGAGCUCAAAACGGUCUUCUCGUUUCGAGCUCUCUGGAACCGCUUGCUGGUUAGCGGGGUCUAUCAGCACUAUCGUACUGUAUCACGGAUGCCCUCGUACGGCUACGCCCCUACUGUAACUGUGUAAUUGG
This is a messenger RNA of Chlamydomonas reinhardtii, 3593 nucleotides long. RefSeq lists its product as uncharacterized. The record is from RefSeq and is a predicted model, not a curated record. Lineage: Eukaryota; Viridiplantae; Chlorophyta; Chlorophyceae; Chlamydomonadales; Chlamydomonadaceae. The transcript is spliced from 10 exons. The coding region runs from base 45 to 2696 and encodes 883 amino acids.